AUGGUCCGAGGCCAGUUGAUGGAGUGUCUCGACUCCGUCACAGAGGCUUGGGGAGUAAAGGUUGAACGUGUCGAAAUCAAAGAUGUUCGUCUUCCAAUUCAAUUGCAACGUGCAAUGGCAGCAGAGGCGGAGGCUGCUCGAGAGGCAACUGCUAAAGUUAUAGCAGCAGAAGGUAACCAUCUAUACUAG
Protopolystoma xenopodis is the source of this 189-nucleotide messenger RNA. NCBI's taxonomy places the organism in Eukaryota, Metazoa, Platyhelminthes, Monogenea, Polystomatidea, Polystomatidae. The record is from the annotation of a GenBank genome assembly.